Ananas comosus (pineapple) is the source of this 2462-nucleotide messenger RNA. RefSeq names its product fibroblast growth factor receptor 3. Bases 419 to 2218 code for a protein of 599 amino acids. Gene Ontology annotation, molecular function: ATP binding; protein kinase activity. Lineage: Eukaryota; Viridiplantae; Streptophyta; Magnoliopsida; Poales; Bromeliaceae. The record is from RefSeq and is a predicted model, not a curated record. Gene Ontology annotation, biological process: protein phosphorylation. The transcript is spliced from 3 exons.
ACUAACGCCUUUCCCAUCUCACAUGAUCGCAUCUCUCUCUGUUCCCUUUCGUUCUCCUCGUCACCGGUCGUACUCUCUCGAUAAGCAAGAUCACAUGCUCAUUUAAGCAUCACCAACUCCUCGUAUUAUUCAAUUCACACGCACUUCGACGCCAUGUUCUUGUGUUUCAUGCACACAAGAGGAGACUAAUAAGAGUUGUAGAAGUAGAAGAAGAUCCCUCUCCCCGCCUCUUUUUUUUUUUUUUUUUUUUUNUUUUUUUUUUUUUUUUUUUUUUGUUUUUUUUUGUUUUUGCGCUCUCUCUCUCUCUCACACACACUCUGUCUCCCAACUAUAGAGCUCCAAUAUAUAUAUGUAGAGCUCCUCCUCCUCCUCCUCCUCUUCUCCAAUCAACCUCACUCUCUCUCUCGGAGGUCCGUCAAUGGCGGCGGCGCUGGAGUGUUGGUCGGGUCGGCCGAGCACGGACGAGGAGAUGGUGGAGCACGUGCUCAUGAAGAGCCACCACCGCUCCGACGCCUUCUCCGCUUCCUCCGCGGCCGCCGCCGCCGCCGCCUCCGCCGCGUCGUCCCCGUCCCCCUCCGAGGACCAAAACCCUAGCGGCGGCGGCGGCGGCGGAGGCGGGACCUUCCCCACGCCCCCGAAGAAGUGGCAGCGCCUCGGCCGCAACUUCGCCGGCGCCAUCGCCGCGCUCAAGAGCUCCCUCAACAUCGACUCCCCACGCGACCCCUCGCCGCGCUCCGAGAAGCACUUCUGGGGCGGCGCCGUGCGGUGCCUCGCCCAACUCUACCCCAACACCCACCAACCUAGCGAGAAGCUCAUCGCCAAUCUCCGACGCCAUUUCGAUUCGUUGCCUAACAGCUAUGCUCAAGCGGGGUUUGAUAUGAAGGACGUUCUCCUACACGCUCGGCUUAUUGAGCAAGCGUUUGCAGAGGAUCAACCCGCGAUCAAUAUACUGGAGAUGCAGGAGAACAAUAAUGGUGUGGAUGGGUUCUUCUUUAAGCUCACAUUUACAUGCAAUUCCCCUCUUUCAUGGCAAGCAAUGUCGGGCUCGCUCGAUAGCUCUUUGAUCUGUUGUAGAAAGAUUCAGAUCUUUGAGAAGAAAGGUUUAACUCUUGGUAUUGUGGUAAUCUUUGUUCAAUCGGGAAAUGAGAGGAAUUUCAAGUCUCGGGUCGAAGCUGCAUUGAGAUCUGCGGUAAAGAAGCCAAAGACUAAUGGCGUGAAGCUCCCUUUCGGGCUCUGCGGGUGCCAAGAGGAGAACUCGAGGAAUUGCGAGGAGGAUUCGCCGUUCGAUCGAGAUGAUCGUGCAUCGGCAGCCGAUAAUGAGCCUCUUCGACGAAUUCAGCUUCCGUCACCUUUGCCGGAGUCUUCUUUGGUUGUUUCUGUCGAUGAGUGGCAAACUGUUCGAUCCGGUGGCGAGGAAAUUGGACGGUGGAUAAUAAACUCCGAUGAGGUCGAGUUCAUCGACUGGGUGGGCUCCAAUUCCUUCAAAGGUGUCUACAGGGGAAAGAAAGUGUGGGUAAAGAAGUUGAGGGGUUGUGAAAUGGGAACUGCUUAUGAUAUAGAGAUCAGACAAGACUUGUUACAGCUGAUGAGCUGUGGGCAGAAGAAUAUACUUCAAUUUUACGGGAUGUGCUUCGAAGAGAAUCACGGCUUGUGCAUUGUAACAAGGAUGGUGGAAGGGGGAUCGGUUCACGAUGUUACGGAGAAGAAUAGGAAGCUGCAUAUUAGGGAAGUGAUGAGGAUUGCUCUUGAUGUUGCCGAAGGUCUUAUGUUUAUGAAUGAUCAUGGAGUGGCGUAUCGAGAUUUGAAUACACAGCGGAUUUUGUUGGAUAAGCAGGGGAAUGCUUAUCUUGGGGACAUGGGUAUAGUUACAUCUUGUAAUCUUGGGGAGGUUAAGGAGUAUGAAACAGCUGGGUACCGGUGGCUCGCUCCUGAGAUCAUUGCAGGAGAUCCCGAGAGUGCGACGGAGACUUGGAUGAGCAAUAUCUAUAGCUUCGGAAUGGUGCUAUGGGAAAUGGUAACUGGAGAAGCCGCAUACUCUUCUUAUUCUCCGGUUCAAGCUGCAGUAGGAAUUGCUGCAUGCGGGCUGAGGCCGGAAAUACCAAAAGAUUGCCCUCAAGUUCUAAAGUCGCUGAUGCUCAAGUGCUGGAACAAUUGCCCGUCGAAGCGACCUCAAUUUUCGGAGAUCAUCAAUAUCCUACUAAGGCAAAAUAUUCGAUGAUAAGCCUUAAGUUUCUUGUUUACUCUCUUUGUGCCGUAUUUGAUUGCUUUAGUAGGAUCUAUGUUGAAAAGAAUUGUACUUUUUUUUUUGCCCUUUUUCUGGGUGCCUGUUUUUCUACCACCCCAAGUGUACACUUGCCAUGUAUGUUAUUAGAUGAGAAAAUGUGUGGUUCUCUCUCUCUCUCUCUCUCUCUCUGUACCUUUCAUCAUUGUGAGAUUAAUAAUGAGCAAACCUUCUAUGGAAA